This is a messenger RNA of Cryptomeria japonica (Japanese cedar), 2034 nucleotides long. RefSeq names its product probable xyloglucan endotransglucosylase/hydrolase protein 32. Lineage: Eukaryota; Viridiplantae; Streptophyta; Pinopsida; Cupressales; Cupressaceae. Gene Ontology annotation, molecular function: xyloglucan:xyloglucosyl transferase activity; hydrolase activity, hydrolyzing O-glycosyl compounds. The coding region runs from base 474 to 1436 and encodes 320 amino acids. The record is from RefSeq and is a predicted model, not a curated record. Gene Ontology annotation, cellular component: cell wall; apoplast. The transcript is spliced from 4 exons. Gene Ontology annotation, biological process: cell wall biogenesis; xyloglucan metabolic process.
UUGCCACAUAUGGAUAAAUAGAUUAAAAUUGAAAUCCCAUAAUUCAUAAAGAUAAAUUGUAUUAAGCUCCACACCAACCAAAUUCAACCAUACUUACAUAUAAUAGGGAAGUUGACGCAGAGUUCUGCCACGAACAAUAAGGGAUAAAUGUGAAUGCACAUAAAGCAUUUAAGCUCAAAGCCUUCUUUAUAGAAUUGCCUAAGUUGUGCAAAUUCCUGUCAGAACUGUUGCAUGGGACUGUGUACAAGCACUCCUAGGUCUAUGGAAUGCACUCCAAACUCUCUGGAUUGAAUCUGCACCUUUCUCAAUUAUGCCUCUCAUAUGAUUGUCUUUAAUGUUUCCUACUAUUGACUUUAAAGCCCAUGCUUGGUAGCUCUUCUUGCAUCUAUUUAUUGCUUCCCAAUUUAAGUGGACUGACAAAUACAUCCUUGUUAAAGGAAGGCUGAUCUAGUGCUUGUGAAAAGUAUUUCACAAUGGGCAGAGCCUUUCUGCAACAAAAAAGGGCUGCCAUGACCCUUCUCAUUCUUAUCAUGCUAAUCAGUCUUUGUGGUGUAUGUGCAAAGCAGUCUAACAACCAAUUCAUUCCUGUCACUUCCAAGUUCCAGACCAUGAAAUUCUCAGAUGGGUAUUCUAAUCUAUGGGGUUCUCAGCAUCAGGAACUGUCACAAGAUCAGUCUUCUACUACAAUUUGGCUAGACAGUUCAUCAGGAAGUGGCUUCAAGUCCUUGCAGGCAUACAAGUCAGGUUUCUUCAGUGCUGCCAUUAAGUUACAGGCUGGUUACACAGCAGGAGUCAUUACAGCAUUAUAUCUAUCCAACAGCCAAGAAUUCCCAGGUCACCAUGAUGAGAUUGACAUGGAGUUCCUUGGGACAACACCUGGAAAACCAUACACAUUACAGACCAACAUCUACAUCAGUGGAAGUGGAGAUGGUCAAGUUCUUACAGGCAGGGAGCUCAAGUUUCAUCUCUGGUUUGAUCCCACUGAAGACUUUCACAAUUACAGCAUUCUUUGGACCCCAUCUCAUAUCAUCUUCUAUGUAGAUGAUAUUGCAAUCAGAAAGUACCCAAGAAGGGUGUCUUCAACUUUUCCACAGAGGCCUCUUUGGGUGUAUGGAUCAAUAUGGGAUGCAUCUUCUUGGGCUACAGAGAAUGGCAAAUACAAGGCAGAUUACAGAUACCAGCCCUUUGUUGCAAAGUUUUCCAAGUUCAUUCUGAGUGGCUGCCCUGUUCAGGGCUCAGCUUGCUCUGCCGAGUUUUCCAGUUCUCUCAUCAAGAGUGGAACAGGAGGCCUAACCAGUCAAGAGAGGUGGAAAAUGAAAUGGAUCCAGAGCAACUAUCUGGUCUACAACUACUGCAAGGAUCGUGAACGCUAUCCCCAACGACUGCCUGAGUGUGGAAAACACUAUCAAGGCGCGAAUGGAAUAAUACCCAAUUGAUCCUCAUAAUACACUAGGUUCGUGAUCAUAUUGAGGUUCAUAGUGUAUUAUGGAUUACAACAAUAAGAUGACUUGGUGAAAAAUUAAGAAAAUAAAGGGUUUUAUAUAGAAGCCUAUUUAACAUGUAAUAAACGAACCUGUGUAGAAAUCUAUGUGGGGGUUGUACACAGUUCGUUAACAGGUGAUUCUGGUGUCUAAAUCAAUGUGGGUCUUAUAAAACUGGUUAAGGGACUUGAGUUUUGAUUCUCUUAAGACCAGUCUCUUGGCAAAACUCCAUGUUUUUUCAUCAAGAGUAACAUCACAGUUGGAGUUGUCAUUGUGUGGGUGUGUAUUCAAGCUAAUUUUAGAUCAUAUGUUCCAAAAAUAAAUCUGAGUAUUAUAAAUGCUCAAUCCAGGGGCCUAGAACUUAAAAGCCCAUGAGUAUUGGAUUGGUUUAUUUUGAUUGUUCUGCAUAGAUAUUUGCAGGACUCUCUGAAAGUAGCUCUCACAGGUAAUGGUGAUGGCAGAAGUGAAGAAACAGAAUUGUGAAGAUUGUUAUUGUAACUGAUUUUGGUUAACGAUUAAGUGAAAUAUUUAUUGGGAGAUUUAAUGCGCUCAA